Molecule: messenger RNA, 1872 nt
Organism: Syzygium oleosum
Lineage: Eukaryota; Viridiplantae; Streptophyta; Magnoliopsida; Myrtales; Myrtaceae
Product: putative disease resistance protein RGA1
Exons: 3
Coding region: 1-1872 (623 amino acids)
Biological process (GO): defense response to other organism
Molecular function (GO): ADP binding
Source: RefSeq, a predicted model, not a curated record
AUGGCGGAGGCGAUCAUCUGGAGGAUAUCUGACCUUCUGGAUGAUCUGCCAAAGUAUGGAAAGUCAUGGGCCGUCGGCGGCGAAUUACACAGGCUCAAGAAAACCGUCUCCGCCCUCCAAAGCGUAGUGCGCGAUGCGGAGAAGCGGUUGCUCGACGACUUCAUGGAUCAGCAGUUCAUGGUGGUCCAGACCCCCGGAGGAAUCCGAGAAUGGUUCGACGACCUCAAAGCUGCUGUCUACGACGCGGAGGACUUGCUGGAAGAGUGGAGCAUCGAAGUCACGCGGCGAGAAUUGCCGGGCAAGGACGAGAAGUUGGAGCAGGAUGUGCAAGUAGAGAGCGGGUCGAGGAGGAGGAGAGAGCGGUCGGACUCCUUUGGGUACGAGGAGGAGAUUAUAGGGAGAGAUGGCGCUAAAAGCGCAAUCUUGAAGUUCUUGUUAGGCUCUGACGCUGAAGAAAAGAUUCUAGUGGUUUCGAUAUGUGGUGUGGGUGGGGUUGGAAAGACGGCUCUUGCUCGAUGUCUGUACAAAGAUGACAUGGUCAACAAGCAUUUUGAUUUGAGGAUAUGGGUAUGUGUACGUCACUUGUGCGAUCUCAAAAUGGCAUUGCAAAAAAUCACGGAGAGCGCAACGAACGAGGGAGUAGACGACAUUGAGUUGGAGCAAUUGCAAAAUCGAGUCGUGGAACUUGUUCGGGGAAGAAAAUAUCUCCUGGUUGUCGAUGAUGUAAUGUCGCAUCUUCAUGAGCAAUGGGGGAGAUUGAAAAGUUUAUUGAUGGGAGGUGUGGAAGGAAGCAAGAUUCUGAUAACAACACGCGUUCAGUCUGUUGCCCACUCCAUGGGCACAACCCCAUCUUAUUUCCUCGAGGCCCUUUCAGAAAACUCGUCUUUAGAUUUAUUGAUGAGAAUGGCAUGUGAGGAAGAAGAAGAGACUAGAGAUUCAAUUAAGCUAACUAUCGGGAGGCGGAUAGUCAAAAAAUGCGGUGGAAUCCCUCUGGCUAUACGAACAAUUGGAAGUAUAUUAUUGUUAAUGAAACGUGCAGCCGAGUGGUUACAUUUCGAGCACGAGAUCCCAGAAGUUUCUGCAGAUUUUUAUGGCAUUAUUGCACAUCUAAAGUUUAGUUAUGAACAUCUCCCGUCCCAUUUAAAACAGUGCUUUGUCUUCUGUUCAUUGUUUCCCGAGGAUUCUGUGAUUGAUAAACUCAUGUUGACGAGUCUCUGGAUGGCAGAAGGCUUUAUCCGCCCAAUAGACAAUGUAGAUUGGGAUAUGGAAGAUAUUGCUCAUGAUUAUUUCAUGGAUCUACUUAGGAGAAAUUUCUUUCGCGACUGCAUUGAAGAUGAAUUUGGAAAUGUGACGGCUUGUAAGAUGCAUGGUAUAUUGAAUACCCUAGCACGCAUAGUUGCUGAAAAUGAGUAUUCUCAAGGAAUUGAUCGGACAUGGUCGUCUAAUGUUGGAAGAAUUCGUCAUGUAUCAUGGGGUUCAACUUUAGAUUUAAAACGGGGACUUCCAUCUACACUACUCAGAGCAAAACAUCUGAGGACAUUCAUCAAAACAGAUCAGAUGGAAACCUCGAGGUGUGAAACUCAAAUGGGUGAAAAAACUCUUUGCGAUUUCAUUUCUAGUUUCAAGUUCUUGCGUGCCUUGGAUUGGCAUGAUAGUGGUAUUGAGAAGUUGCCAAGUUCCAUUUGUGAGUUGAGGCACCUGACAUUUCUGGAUCUCUCUGAAAAUGACGGAAUCAUAAGGCUUCCUAAUUCUAUGACAAGAUUGCAUAGAUUGCAAAUUUCCUUUUGCCCGGGGAUGAUUCCCGUCCCAAGAAUUGCGGUGGCUUGGGGAGUUGAACAGGUUAAGCAAGUUGAGAGGAAGCCUUCGAAUUGA